CGGGCUGGAGCACAUAUCAGCCAGAACAAAGGAGUCUUGAAGCGAGGAAUGAGCGAGUCGAGACUAGCUCUGCGUUCGCCUCUGAAUCGCGGCCAAAUGCCUCAGUGAGAGACCGACGGUACCACAGCGGCUGCUCGCAUUUUCUCGACGAAGCUUUCCGCCCCGAAAAGGGAGAAAGAAGCAGGGACACAGAAAGAAGACGCGCACGGGGACGCACAAGUCGGCGGCUACGAUGUUUCCUCAGAACCGACCCCCGGCACCUCUGCAACCUCCCCCGGGGUCCUCCGCCUCGGUGGUGGCAGCGGCGGCGGCAGCGGCAGCGGCAGCUUCGGGGACGCCCCAGUCGCUGAAACUAACCUACCCAGAAACUCUGGACCGCAUCAAGGAGGAGUUUCAGUUCCUGCAGACCCAGUACCACAGUUUGAAGCUGGAGUGUGAGAAGCUGGCCACAGAGAAGACGGAGAUCCAGAGACACUACGUGAUGUAUUAUGAAAUGUCCUACGGCCUUAACAUUGAAAUGCACAAACAGCAUCAACAACAGGUGGUCCAGGCAAUGGAGCGCGCCAAACAGGUGACCAUGGGGGAGCUAAAUGCUUCGAUAGGGGUACGUGGGCUCCCCCCUCUGCCUCAUAGCCAGCAGCUCCAGGCCCAGCACCUCUCCCAGCACGCCCAGGGUCUGCCGGUGGGCCCACACCCGUCAGGACUGCCCCACCCGGGCCUGGCGCUGGGCGGAGGGUCCGGUCUGCUGGCCCUGUCCGGGGCUCUGGGGGCCCAGCUGGCUGCCAAAGACGAGAGAGCGCACCUGGAGGCAGCAGCCGCCGCCGCCGCCGCCGCAGAGCACCACAGAGACCGUGAAGCAGGACCAAGCUCUCUGUCCAAUGGGGAUAAGGGUCGGCAGGCAGACUACCUCAGCAACGGCAAGAAGAGGAAAGCUGAUGAGAAGGAGUUCAUGACAGACUAUGGCAGCGAUGCGGAUAAGAGUGAUGAUAAUUUGGUGGUGGAUGAGGACCCGUCGUCCCCCCGCAGCGUUCAGUCCUACUCGUCCAGGGAGAACGGUUUGGACAAGAUGCCUCCGUCCCGUAAGGAAGGUCCUCCGCAGGCCAGCCCCACCUCGCUGGCCUCGUCCAGCAGCGCCACCUCCCCGUCUCGUGGCAAAGAUCCCCCACAGAGGGAGAAGUCCAGCACUCCAGGUAUGAAGCCGGGGACCCCGAUGUCUCAGGAGUCCAACACACCAGGACCAAGCGGACCUCCACAGUUCAGACCGGUGCCGGGCAAGCCGGGCGUCGACCCCCUCGCUCUGGGUCUGAGGAACCCCCUGGCGGUGCAGGGAGCCUACCCUCCGGGGGCGUUCGGCCUGCCCCCUCCAGGGGUGAACGGGGACCUGCCCGGGGCGGCGGGCUACGGCGCCGGCCUCCACUUGGUGUCCCCGCAGAUGAACGGAGCGGCGGCGGCGGCGGCGGCGGCAGCUGCUGCAGGCUACGGCCGGUCCCCUGUGGUGGGCUACGAGUCUCCACACCCACAUAUGAGGGUCCCUGGGCUGCCUGCCAGCCUGCAGUCAGCCGCCUCCGGGAAGCCCGCCUACUCCUUCCAUGUGAGCGCCGACGGACAGAUGCAGCCGGUGCCCUUUCCCCCCGACGCCCUGCUGGGUCCGGGGAUCCCCCGUCACGCCCGGCAGAUCCACACCCUGAGCCACGGGGAGGUGGUGUGCGCCGUCACCAUCAGCACCUCCACGCGCCACGUCUACACCGGAGGCAAAGGCUGCGUCAAGGUGUGGGACAUCAGCCAGCCGGGCAGCAAGAGCCCCAUGGCCCAGCUGGACUGUCUGAGCUCUCUGUCCAAUGGGGAUAAGGGUCGGCAGGCAGACUACCUCAGCAACGGCAAGAAGAGGAAAGCUGAUGAGAAGGAGUUCAUGACAGACUAUGGCAGCGAUGCGGAUAAGAGUGAUGAUAAUUUGGUGGUGGAUGAGGACCCGUCGUCCCCCCGCAGCGUUCAGUCCUACUCGUCCAGGGAGAACGGUUUGGACAAGAUGCCUCCGUCCCGUAAGGAAGGUCCUCCGCAGGCCAGCCCCACCUCGCUGGCCUCGUCCAGCAGCGCCACCUCCCCGUCUCGUGGCAAAGAUCCCCCACAGAGGGAGAAGUCCAGCACUCCAGGUAUGAAGCCGGGGACCCCGAUGUCUCAGGAGUCCAACACACCAGGACCAAGCGGACCUCCACAGUUCAGACCGGUGCCGGGCAAGCCGGGCGUCGACCCCCUCGCUCUGGGUCUGAGGAACCCCCUGGCGGUGCAGGGAGCCUACCCUCCGGGGGCGUUCGGCCUGCCCCCUCCAGGGGUGAACGGGGACCUGCCCGGGGCGGCGGGCUACGGCGCCGGCCUCCACUUGGUGUCCCCGCAGAUGAACGGAGCGGCGGCGGCGGCGGCGGCGGCAGCUGCUGCAGGCUACGGCCGGUCCCCUGUGGUGGGCUACGAGUCUCCACACCCACAUAUGAGGGUCCCUGGGCUGCCUGCCAGCCUGCAGUCAGCCGCCUCCGGGAAGCCCGCCUACUCCUUCCAUGUGAGCGCCGACGGACAGAUGCAGCCGGUGCCCUUUCCCCCCGACGCCCUGCUGGGUCCGGGGAUCCCCCGUCACGCCCGGCAGAUCCACACCCUGAGCCACGGGGAGGUGGUGUGCGCCGUCACCAUCAGCACCUCCACGCGCCACGUCUACACCGGAGGCAAAGGCUGCGUCAAGGUGUGGGACAUCAGCCAGCCGGGCAGCAAGAGCCCCAUGGCCCAGCUGGACUGUCUGAACAGGGAUAACUACAUCCGCUCCUGUAAGCUGCUCUCCGACGGGCGAACCUUGAUUGUCGGCGGAGAGGCCAGCACGCUGUCGAUCUGGGAUCUGGCCACGCCGACUCCCCGCAUCAAGGCGGAGCUGACGUCGUCCGCUCCCGCCUGCUACGCUCUGGCCAUCUCCCCCGACAACAAGGUCUGCUUCUCCUGCUGCAGCGACGGCAACAUCGUGGUCUGGGACCUCCACAACCAGACGCUGGUCAGGCAGUUUCAGGGCCACACGGACGGAGCGAGCUGCAUCGACAUCUCCAACGACGGCACCAAGCUGUGGACGGGCGGCCUGGACAACACGGUCCGCUGCUGGGACCUCCGAGAGGGACGCCAGCUGCAGCAGCACGACUUCACCUCGCAGAUCUUCUCUCUGGGCUACUGUCCGACGGGCGAGUGGCUGGCCGUGGGGAUGGAGAGCAGCAACGUGGAGGUCCUGCACGUCUCCAAACCCGACAAGUACCAGCUGCACCUCCACGAGAGCUGCGUCCUCUCGCUCAAGUUCGCCUACUGCGGUAAAUGGUUCGUGAGCACGGGCAAAGAUAACCUCCUGAAUGCGUGGCGGACGCCGUACGGAUCCAGCAUAUUCCAGUCGAAGGAGUCCUCGUCAGUGCUCAGCUGCGACAUCUCCCCCGACGACCAGUUCAUCGUCACCGGCUCCGGGGACAAGAAAGCUACAGUCUACGAAGUCAUCUACUGAACUCUGAUUGGCUUAAAACAACAACAACAACAACCAAUAAUCAGGGGGCGGAGUCACGGCUCCACUCCUGCAAC
Molecule: messenger RNA, 3591 nt
Organism: Stegastes partitus (bicolor damselfish)
Lineage: Eukaryota; Metazoa; Chordata; Actinopteri; Pomacentridae
Gene: tle2a
Product: TLE family member 2, transcriptional corepressor a
Exons: 26
Coding region: 233-3517 (1094 amino acids)
Biological process (GO): regulation of DNA-templated transcription; negative regulation of canonical Wnt signaling pathway
Cellular component (GO): nucleus; transcription regulator complex
Molecular function (GO): transcription corepressor activity; protein binding
Source: RefSeq, a predicted model, not a curated record